UUCUAGUUAAGACAAGUCUAUUAACUUACUACUUAAGAUCUGUAGGGGAGAGAGGUUCCUUUAGUAUUGAACAUUCGUAAAUUUAAGGAAAAUGUAUACAAAUUCUCUUACCCCUUUAAAUCUAUAUUUGGAAGCAACACAUUGUGAUUAACCAGUCGGAAGCAAAUAAAACAAGAACUUGUAUGGAUAAAUGAUUAAGACUUUAACAUAAUGUACAUUUUAUAAUUAUCAACAGAAUCAUGUUUCAGUAACAUUAGACUUAAUAUUUCAUUUAUAAAUUUCUCGAGAAUGACAACACCUAUCAUGUCAGAGAAUAUUAAUUAUCUUCAAGAAGUUUCCAUGAAAUAUUUAGAAGAAAUGAUACGCCUCAAAAAUAAUGAUUUGAUCAAUCAUAGUGUCAAUAAUAAUGUUGUUCCGUGUGAAAGUGUCCCUUACACCAAUGUAUGUGAAUUAUCUGAUUAUCAAAGAAGCUAUUUCACAAAUCUGUCUUUAUAUUUACAAAAUACCAAUGAAAAUUUUACUCAUAUUGAUAACAACUCCGUUUGUAGGAGUGAUCAUGUAAAUCGAGAACUUCGGAUUAAUUCACCGAAGAGUUGUAAUAGUAAUAAUAAUAAUGACUCUAACAACUAUAUAUUUAAUCCACAAACUAUUAAUCAUAAAACGUAUGAUCAUCAGCUUUCGUACAAUCGACUAAACCAAGAUACGACUAAACGAUUGGAUAAUCAUUUCAAUCAAACCCAACCAAAUCAGUCAGCUUAUGGAAAUUUCUGUGUACAAUUACAACAGUAUUUAAUAUUAUUAUGUGAAUGGCUUAAACGUACAUCUAUUAGUACUGGUCUAACAAAUAUGACAUCAACUGUCACUACUACUGUCGCUAAUAAUACUACUACUAAUCCAACUUAUAACAUGAAUAUUAAUAAUAAGGACAGAAUAAACUGCACGUACAACUGGAUACCUUCCGCCACAUUAUCCCCAUGUUCCUCUUGUUCAACAGUAUCCCCUAAGAGUAUGACACAAUUAUCAGAUACAAAGAAUAAUCAUUCAUCAAAUAAUCUGUCUAAUAUUUCCACUUAUUCCUCACCAGUAAAACAUUCAGCAUUCUCUUCUUUUACUCCAUGUUCUAGUUCAUGUGUCUGCAGUGCUUCCUCAUCAUUAUCAUCAUCUUUCCUUACAACAACACCAUCCUUGAGAACUUCAGAUGAUUAUAUAAAUACAUCUCUAAUUAAUACCAGAAAUCAAACAAAUAUAAAAUAUUCUAUUCAAAAUAUAUCAACUAACCUUUCAGAAAACGAUCAUUUAUCCAAUCGCAUUGAUCAUAUUGAACCAACAUUGUUUAAAACAAUAAUGAACAAUGUGGGAGAUGAAAUUACAAACUGUAAAGAUCAAUAUCAGCCAGAUCAGUAUACAAAAUUAACAGAUAAUUUUACUGAAAAAAUGUAUCAAAAUAUUUUAUUUUAUUACUACUAUUAUAUAAAUUAUAAUCAUUGGAAAAAUAAGAACAUCAAUAAUAUUUCUAAUGUUAAUAUUACUAAUAAUCAUAGUAACUAUGUGAUUCCAACAGAGUUUACUGUAAUGGCAAACGAAAAACAAAGUGAUUUACAUAAAAUAAAUAAUAAACUUCCUAUUUCAAAUGAUAUAAUUAGUAGUAAUUAUUCUAAUAAUACAAUUAACCACGAUUACGAUAGUAGAUAUAGUGAUUAUACACAGAAAAUAAUGUUGAAUUAUAAAAAAUUAUUUGAUCAAUAUUCGAAUGAAAGAAUCAAUUCAAAUAUAUUAACAGAAAGCACUAUGACACCGACAACAAUCUCAGCACCUAAUAUACCUGUGAUAAUUAAUAAUUUAACAAUUAACAAUAAAUCAAUUACUUCAAUUAAUAAUAGUAGUAAAAAUGAUCUUGAUGAUGUUCAUGAUGAUGCUGAUAAUGAUCAUUUAUUAAAUUGUCAAUUAAAUCAAUUAUUUCAUUCAUUUACGUGUAAUUUACAGAAAUUAGCAAUGACAAACCCUAGUAAAAGUGGUCAAUUUUCAAUAAACUCACAAAAUACUAAACAUUCAAAUCAUCUUAAUCAUAUUCAACAUUAUAAACAACAUUCAACUACAGGUAAACGAUGUUAUAAAACUAAUCGUGAGAAUACAAGACUACGAAAAGAUAAACGUUUCGACUUUAAACAUUUGGCUCAAUCAUGUGUUGAUUAUGAAUUAAGUGAUAUUCACUUAUCAAAUUCAUCGUCAAUGUAUCAAACAGAAUUUUCUCUAGAAAAACAACUGAAACGUCAAUUUUUUGACAAUAGUACUACUGAAAAUAAUAAUAAUAAUAAUAAUAAUAAUAGUAAUAAUCAACAUUUGGUCAGGACAGAAAAUAAUCCAAUUAAACCCAUAGAGAGAAAACAGUUCAAAGAGGAUAAAGAUAGUCAUUUUGUCGAAGUACAUUUGAAAAGUGCGAAUUCAAGAUUACGUGUAAAUUAUGGUCGAUUAAUUAAUGCGAAGGAAGAUAAAUCAAAUCAUAGUGGACCACGUCGAAGAGUGCGUAAACAAUAUAUUUGUAAAUUCUGUUUACGUCAGUUUACCAAAUCAUAUAAUUUAUUAAUUCAUGAACGUACACAUACAAAUGAGAGACCAUUUCCUUGUGAUGUUUGCGGUAAAGCAUUUCGUAGACAAGACCAUUUAAGGGAUCAUAGAUUCACACAUAGUUCAAAGAAACCAUUUUUAUGUGAAAUAUGCGGUAAAGGAUUUUGUCAAUCACGUACUUUAGCAUUACAUCGUACAACACAUCAAUCAAAUCAAAAUGAUGGUAAUUUAAUUACUCAAACUAAUAACUUCACUAAUAAUAAAAUGAGUAUUCCAACCUACAAAUCUCAAAGUGACUACAGUCACCAACAUCAUUCCCUAUCUUCUUCUGUUUUCUCAACAUCACCAGGAGCAGUAGUAGAGACAGUAGAAAAAACAACAACAACAUUAGAGGUACCAACCGAUAUCUCAGAACUAAUCAAAUAUAAAUUCUAAAAUCAAUAUUAAAACAGAUUAUUUUCAUAGAUAAAAAAAAGUAGUGAAAUUUUUCAAAAGAUAUAUCAUAAUUGGAAAGAAAAAGCAUCCAAACAAAAUGAUAUUCUUUAGCAUACGUGGACAUCGAGCAUACAUUAAAACAAACUUAUUUACCAAUAAAUGAGUUGAAAUACAGAAAAUAAUUAAUAGGCAGUAUUUACAAUAAUAAUAACACUAGUAUAACUCCAUAGAUAACUACUGAAUAAACAAGACACAUGAUAUUUUUAAAAUAACUUCUUUCUUUUCCACUUUUCUCUAUUUUUUUCUUUAUUUCCUGUUUAAGAACCUUUCUAAUCAGCAAAUAUACUUUGUUGAUUAUGAUAAUCAUGAUCAUCAUCGUUAUCAUCAUCUUAGUUUGGUCAUUAUUAUUAUCAGACAGCUUCUUUUCGUUUAAAAAAAUAAGAAUAUGUAUUUAUUUUUAUCUUGUACACACAAUAUUUGUUCAUUUUGAAGAUAUUUACCUUUUAAAGAAAAAAACUAUGUGAAUUGUAUAUUAACUUUCGUUUAAUAUAAAUAUAAACUUAUUUAUUUUUGUUGUGAAUAUUAUAUACUAAAUGACUUCUACCUGAAGUUUGUGCUGAUGAUAUCGUUCAGAAGAACAAUGAAAGCU
Messenger RNA from Schistosoma spindalis, 3649 nucleotides. The record is from the annotation of a GenBank genome assembly. NCBI's taxonomy places the organism in Eukaryota, Metazoa, Platyhelminthes, Trematoda, Strigeidida, Schistosomatidae.